This is a messenger RNA of Penicillium longicatenatum, 1086 nucleotides long. RefSeq names its product STIMATE family protein. Gene Ontology annotation, cellular component: membrane. NCBI's taxonomy places the organism in Eukaryota, Fungi, Ascomycota, Eurotiomycetes, Eurotiales, Aspergillaceae. The transcript is spliced from 2 exons. Bases 1 to 1086 code for a protein of 361 amino acids. The record is from RefSeq and is a predicted model, not a curated record.
AUGCACGUGGAUCUCGCCACAUCGAUCGCUGUUAAGGCGUCUACUACCCUUAUCGCUGCAACUUCUCUUCCACAAGCAUCGCAAACACCGCAACAACACAUGUUAUACUAUCAUGGUGCCACCGUGACCGGGAUGGGAGAAGAUCCGAAUGGAGAAGGUGGUGAAUGCAAACUUCUUGGGCCUUUCUCGCUUAUUGUCCAGGCCGCCCUUGGAGCGCUGGCGCUGCUGUCGUUGGUCUUUAAGCGAUGGAGAGAACGGCCUCAAAGGCCAAUCAAAGUGUGGGCAUUUGAUGUUUCGAAGCAAGUAUUCGGCUCGUUCAUGCUUCAUCUGGCAAAUCUUCUCAUGUCCAUGUUCUCGGCGGGUCAACUGGAGAUUCGGAUGGACUACAAACCGAACCCCUGUUCCUUUUACUUGCUGAAUCUUGGGAUCGAUGUGAACCACUCUCGGUAUCCCAAUAUUGAUUGUUGCGCUACGAAUUUUGAACUUUAUUGCAUCCUACACCCCUCUCGCCAACCCCCCGAAUCGAUCCAGUCUGGGAAUUAUAGCCACCCGCCUCGUGCAUCAUGGUGGUUCAAGCAAUCCAUCAUCUACUUCCUGGGCCUGCUCAACAUGAAAAUAUGCGUAUUCUUCCUAAUACAGCUGUUUCCAUUUAUUAUCAAGGUUGGGGAUUGGGCUUUGCGAUGGACAGAGGGAAACACUGCCCUGCAAAUCACCUUUGUGAUGCUUCUCUUCCCCGUUACUAUGAACGCCAUCCAAUAUUACAUUAUCGACACGUUCAUCAAGAAACCCAUGCCUCGCGACUUCUUUGCCGAUGAUGCUUCUCGCGGUGAUGCUGUUGCGGAUGAAGAUCUUCAUCGGGAAGGUCUUCUCGCUGGUAUCGACGAGGCCUACUCGUCCGAUUCAGAAGAUGAUUCUCCCCCGGGGAAGAAAUCCCCCCUUCCGGUAUCACAAACCAAGAUUUCCAUCCAGGAAUCCGAAGUUAAUAUGGCUGAGGACCAUUCAUCACUCCCUCCUUAUCACCCUCCUAGCUCCGGUUCCAGCGGCGGUCGUCGCGAACAUGAUGGACAAUCCAAGUCAGCCGCAUAG